Molecule: messenger RNA, 4719 nt
Organism: Owenia fusiformis
Lineage: Eukaryota; Metazoa; Annelida; Polychaeta; Sabellida; Oweniidae
Source: the annotation of a GenBank genome assembly
AGGCCAAUCAAAAUUCAGGUUACAAAUGACCGCCAUUUUAGCCGGAAGUCAACAUUUUUGAAAAAUAUUUAGAUUUUUAUUCUAAUGUAAAGCUGUAUGCUGGAUACUAUGAGAUAAUGAGAUGAACACAAAGGGUAUACUGAUGUCAUGAAUACUCCAAGACCACUAGUGAUUGGGGGCAAGGUGACGGAUAUGCAACUGACGUUUGAUGCACUUUAUGAAGCCAGUCCAAAGCCUAGGGUAGUCAAACAAUCUGAGACCAAGCAGAGCGUCACAGAAUCUGCCUUCAACUCCCUCUAUGAUGCUAGUCCAAUCCCUAAGAUUGUUAAAGAUAAGCUGAAUGAUUCAGCAUUCUUGAACACAUCUAUGGGAUCUGCAAAUAAUCCUAACACCAGUCUACAAGACACAAGUCGAGGGAGGUCUGCAUGGUUAACCAAUCUACAGUGUAAUAAGGACAAAGAAGGUUUCCUCACCCCUCUCUCAUUACAUCCUGUUUCCUGUAACUCAACACAGCACUCUGAAAGCCUCUGUGAAAGGAAGAAUCUUGUUGCACCUAAUGACGGCAUUGUUGAGAGAGUGGAUGGAGAGUUAAAACAAAACUGUGAAGAAAAUGUCCCCAUUGAUGAAUAUGAGGUUGAAGGGGAUCCAAGUUCACCGCUAAGGAAAUCACCUCAGAGGAAUUUAAGCCCUGUGUUUUACUGGGAGAAGGCACGGGCAGAUGCGAUUCGACAGAAAUCAAACCUUGUGUAUCGUCACACAGUUCUGUCUCCUACGUCAUUUGCAUCCACUGACCAAUCAGAUGACAGUGGUGAUGAGGAUAAUGACGUCAGCGAAGCACCAACCACUGAUUUUGUCUCACCGAAAAAAGUGCCGAAAUCCGCCAUAUUCAAAAUGAUGAAAAAUGAUUCUACAAACUCAGUUAAUGAAAUGCAGGACAGUAUAUUGGACACUAGUAAGGAUUCAAUGGUCUUAGAACCAUCCAAAUCAAAAAUACCCAGGGAAAAAAUCCAGUUGAAAUCAUUUGAUUCAUUUCUGGGUGAUGAAUCUUUAGAGAUGGAUUCCUCGAAUAACGAUUCACCACUUGACAUGAAUAAUAGGGUACUGAAGUCAAAACACUUUGAAAGUGCUCUUGUCUUUGGUGUCAAAAUUGAUAGUAAACAAUUGAAUAAUAAUACUGUUGAAAAUGUAGAAAAGUCUGAUGAUGAGGGUUCUGAUGAAAUAAGUGAUGUGGGCGAUGUACAUCAUAAACAAGAUCUUCAGUCAGAAACAAUUCCAAAUGAUGCAGCUUCGGAGGAAAGAAUAAACUCCAAGCCAAUGAAUGAAAUAGAUGACAUAAGUAAAAACUGUUCUGAUGAAAAUCAUUCUGAUUUAAAUGAUGUUGAAAUUAAUGAUUACAAUAAUGAAAACGAACUACCCAUCAAAAUGAAUUUAAACAAAAUAUUAGAUGAUGGUUCUGAUUCAGAUGAAAUUCCUGAUCAAUCUGUGUCCUUUGAAAAUUCAGCUAAAUAUUCAGAUGAAUAUCAGUCAACGACCAAAAACAUUGAAGAUGAGGAGGAAGAUGAUGAAUUUGAAAUUGGUGAAGAACCUCCACAUGUCACACAUCUCCCUAUUCAUAUGAAGUCCAGAGCUAAACAUCUCAAUGUGGAAACAGAUGAUGUCAUAACCCCUCUGAAUACUAAAAGAGAUCGUCGUAGACCCCGUAGUCUAAAAGAUCACCUCCAUCUCGAUGAUAUUACUUCUACAAACCGCGAGAGUCAUAAGAAAAGUGUGCAGAAACGUCAAAGCGAAGCUAAUCCAGAUAACAGUAAAACUAGAGUUGUUCUACCAGAUGAGACUAAUUCUGACUCUGAUGAUAAUAAAAAUAAUUUUGACUUUGAUGAAACUGAAAAUAAUCUUGACUCAGAUGAUAGUGAACAUAAUUUUAGCAUCAUAGGCGCAUCAAAACCAUCCAGUAAGGUUCAAGCAUUGUCAUCUAUUUCUAAAAACAAAAUUCCAAAAGAUCCAAGACAGAGUUUGAAAACUGUUAAAUCUAGCCAGAAAAGAUCUGACAAAUCAAGUAAUAGGACACUCAAAGAAAAUACAAGAAUGAAAAACACUGGCACUGUUAAUACUACUGGAAGAUUUGAGAGUCCUACAAAAAGGCGGAGCCUAAGAAAUGUGAAAUCUGCAACUAAAUCAAAAGGUGUAACCAGGGUUGGCGAAUCAAUGGCAUCAGAUGAAGAUUCUGAAGACAAAAAUGAAAACAUAGCAUCAAAUGGAAGUAAAUGGAAAAACAAUCAUGAGGCAACACAUAAAGACAGUGAAGAGGCGUUAGAAGUUAAAGAAACCUUGCUCAAUUGGUAUAUUGUUCCAUCCAGGUCCACAAUUAAAAUACAAGGAGACCGCUUGUCGGAUGGACAGUUGUGGAGUUCAGGAAAUAUUCGAAGUCGGGUGAACUCUCAAACAGUAAAGAAUGCCUCUGGUUCUUUGUAUAAGAUAUCCGGAAAGAUGAACACCCAGGCUUCCAUAGAGCAUGGUUUUCCCUCAAUAUACAUUCAUGACUUUUUGCAAGGGAUUCCUGUCAACUGGAGAAGUUUGAUAAGGUCAAACCCUGUGAAAGCAGAGAAGACUAAAAGAAUAUUGGUUUCCAACAUUAAUGACACAAAGAAAGCUUCCCCAAUGAUUAGCACAAGUGAUUUAAAGAAGACACGUAGUGGUCGUAUGGUUAAGCCCCAGCUAGCAUGGUGGACAGGACAGAGAGUGAAAUACUGUGCUGGGGCAGAUACAGUUGAGAUUGUACAAGAGUCUGCUAAUAGCCUGGUGGGCACCCCCAAUAUAUCCUUCACACAAGAUAAGAGACAGAAAAGGUUACGAGAAAAGCAUGUCCAGAACAUCAUGAACCAGUCAAGGAGAUCAAAUAAUCAAAGUCAGUCAAUCAUAGAAUGGAGCUCAAGCUCCGAUUCAGACUCUAAAGACAAUGAAGGUAUAAGCGAAGAAAUGAGUUCUUCUAAAUCUGAGACGGAGGAUAGUUCAGGAGAAAUUGAUUCCAAUUUCCGAUCUGUAAAAAAGUUAAACAAUUCAAAGAGAUUGGAUCGACAAAGUGAACACCAUUCCCAAACAGAUGAAAUACUAACUGUGAAUAAAAAGAAAUCACCAUACUCAUAUGAGAAAAAAUCUAGACGAUCGCAUACAAAAGCAGAAAUGGAAUUCUCGAAUCUUAUUGAUUCUCCUAAAAAUUCCAAGCGAAGUUUGGCCAAAGUCUAUGAGAAUCAAUCAAACACUGCGGGAAGUAAAAACAAGAAGAAAGCUCAAACUAAGAGAAACUCAAAAAAUACUUGUAACUAUCACCCAGAAAAUAAUACAGUUGAUGCAUCUAUCAACAUUAAAAUAUCCAACUCUAAUAUAAAUGUAUCUGGUUAUAAUCUUGCUGAGGAUAUAACUAAGAUGAUUGACGAUCGCAGGAGCAAACGCCUGCAACAGCAAACCAAGGGAAGAAAAACAUGCUAUACCAAAGCAAAAAUUGAAAAAGAGAAUACAUCUGGAUCUAAUAAUUUUGAAUUACAUGAUGAUUAUAAUGUUAAAACACCACUUGUACGUAGACCACAGAGAGGUUCAAAGACAGAAGCACGGGAACGAAUAUUUGCAUGGAGUAUCCCUGACUCGCCAUUUUCCCCUGAGUAUCUCAUGCUUAAAACAAAAAGAAACAGAAAUAUAUCAAAAAAAGUUAUAAAAUAUGACGACACACUUGAGUCAGAUGUGGAGAAAGAUCACAACUUUUCAUCAUUGAAACCAUGUCUGAUAAAUUCAAAACCAAAAAGGAAGAGUUCUGAACAUAAAGAUAAAAGUGCCAUGAAAGUGAGAGAAAAGGUGAGAUUUGAUACAAUAUCAAACAAAGAAAGAUCUCACAGGAGAACUAGAACUAGAUCCAAUAAAUCUCGACCUCUGAAAGAACAAAAUGACUCUGCCCAACAAGUGUCCAACACUGCUGAGGAUGGAAAGGACAUUUGGAAUGAAGAGGAAACAGAAAGGCUAUACAGAGCUGUUAAAUCUAUACCUGCUACCCGCUCCAUGUUCUGGCAUGAAGUUGCCAAGAAGGUAGGCAGUAGCAAAUCUGCUGAACACUGCCAGGAAUUCUACCAGGGCCAAGGAGCUAUUGUAGCACAUCCGUCAAAACAUCACAAAAAGGUCCCAGCACCCAAAGAAAAGAAAGAGGUUGGCCAGUUAACUGGUAAAGCUGGCACAAUGAAACGCAAGAGACAGCUUCGUGAAUUGAUGGAGGAACAUGACAAAGCCUAUGAAGAAGAUAUGUUUGAAGCCACUCCUUUCAAGAAGAAAAAAAUCAUACAGAUUCCGAACCUUGAUGAAUCGGAUGAUGAUUUUGACAAUUUAGAUUCUGGGCUGACCCCUGGGGAGAAAUAUCGCACCCCCAAAGCGGGCAUUCCAGCACGUUUAUUGCGCUCUGAACGGAGGACUCCACAUUCUUCCAUGCCCACUCCUGCUUUUCUCAAAUCUGUCAAUAGGUACAAUGCAGAUCUGUAUAUAAACAAGUUAAAGAAUGCUAGAAAGGGGAGAGCUAUUCACAGAUAUGGGAAAGAGCAUAUUGAACGACAGAGUCAGUCAGAUGAUACAUCGGUGAAGUUGGAUAUGAACAGGCCAAUAUUUGAUGAAGAUGACCACAUGGAAGAAAAUGCCAAUGACUCCGAUCAACAAGCAGACUAUUAUUACUCUGAUGAUGAUUAG